Nicotiana attenuata is the source of this 2109-nucleotide messenger RNA. RefSeq lists its product as uncharacterized. Lineage: Eukaryota; Viridiplantae; Streptophyta; Magnoliopsida; Solanales; Solanaceae. The transcript is spliced from 2 exons. The record is from RefSeq and is a predicted model, not a curated record. The coding region runs from base 998 to 1819 and encodes 273 amino acids.
UAUAUGAUCUUACACUUGUUUUUGAUAUAUUGUACCCUCUAUAAUUUUCUUGUUCUGUAUUUGUUUAGUGCCUAAUUGAUAGAGAAUUUGAGCUAAAAUUUGUUUUUUGAGAAAUGGGUUUCUGUUAUAUCUUGUUGGAUAUUCGUUGAUUGAUUGACUAAUUGAGGUGUACUGUACACUUGUUUUUUUGUGGUAAUUUAGGUUUUCUCGAGGUCAAAUAGAAUUUUGGUUUUUUCUUUUUGUUCCUCUUUCAGUUUUACAGGCUAUAGAUUUGCAUUGAUAGGGAAAAUCAAGAAUGUAAUCUAAAUAGGUUAGUACUAAUUUAGAAUCAGUAAAGGGUUCAUGCCGGUAGCAUUAGUAUUAGUCUCGUAUUUUUGUAUCUUCUUAUCUGCAAAUUUCUUUUACAAUAUGUUGUUUCUUUCGCUUUGGUAAUUCUAUCAUCUUAUCUUGUUGUUGUUACUGCUUCUUUUUCAUUUUUUGUUGAGCCGGGUGUCUUAUCAAAAACAGCCUCUCUGUCUUCAUAGAGUAGAGUUAAGGUGUGCAUACACUCUACCCUCCCCAGACCCCACUUUGUGGGAUCACACUGAGUUGUUGUUGUUGGUUCUUUUGUACUUGUAUUGUCUUUGUUUUUUUAAAUAAGGUAAAGCUUAUUAUUACUGAAAAAGAGAAAACCUUGAAUUUAAGGUGUAAACAAAGUAGAAAGAUGUCUUUUUAGGUUACUUUACUCUCAGCUAGUUUUCUUUCCAGAACAAUUCUAAGUGGAUUCUUGCAAAAAUUGGAAUAAUAGAAUUAGCUGUGCUGAAUCGAUGACCUUGUUAUGUAACACCUGCAGUUUCUUCUCUCUGCAUAUUUAAGGAAAUAUUUCCAAAUUUGACCGAAUGGAGUAUGAAUUAUGGAUGUUAAAAUGAUGGUUACCUACUUUGUUCUGCAGGUUGUGCAAAUAAUAGUAUUUUAUCAAACCUCAAAUCAGCUUGUCAGUAUUCGGUGGACAUGAUCUAUGUUCAAUGAUGAUGAACCGUUGGCCUUCAAAAAAAUGCAUGAAUUUUCCACGGUGGACGGCUUUGUAGAGAUAACUGAAUCCUUGGCAGACAUGAUAAAGUUCAUUGCAAACGAGCCUGCUGUGGGGCUUUUCUACAUUCAACAGCAUACCCAGAAAGCAGCGCCCAACCUUGUAAAUCUCAAAAACAAUACUGAGGAGAAAUCCCGUGAAAUGACUCUGCACACAGAAGACUUAGAGGAUUCCAUCAUCGUGAUUGGGUCAAUGAAAGAGUGUGGCCUUCCGACUGCUAACGAGAUGAUUAAAGAUCUCAAACAUACUCUAGCUGUCAUUUCAAAGAAGCAACCAAAAAAAGGAUUAAUUAGCGGACCCCGUUCAAGUUUCCCAGUAGGUAUUACUACCUCUUGGAGUCCUGCUACUUGGGGUCGCAAUACAGGUUCAGAAGACGAUGAUGAGAGGGCUGCCGGUUAUCUUUCAACUGUUUUCAGGUCAGCAAAACAGAAGGCAAGUAAUUUCAAGUGGCCUCAGUUAGAGUCCGGAGAAUCUCGACCAGCCAAGAGCGAACCAUCUUUAUCGGACAGGGAUGAGCCAUCUGUAACACAUACAAAUGACACGCUAUUAGCUGCAGAUGCAAGCUCUUCUUCCUCAGUUGGACGGGCCAAUAGUGAAGACUUAAGAUUGUCAAGUCAAACUGCUGAUGAGAUACAACAAGAACAGGUAAACAAAAGCAUGUCUCAUGAUCAACUGCUGUCUUUAUCUGAAAACUUUGAAGAAUUUAAAGCUGAUAAAGAGGCGAAAUUAGAAGAGUGGUUGGGAGAAUAAGGAAUGGUGAAGUCCUUUAGCUUGAUAAAUCUCUGAACCUCAACGAUACUAUUCUUAUGAACGACACUUCUCUUGUAUUAUGAUUCAUACACUUCAUACUAGAUGAAUAAAUGUAGAGGAGUUUAUAGCAGACAGGAAACAGAAAAAAUAGAGUCUUGAAUGUAUGACCAUUCAAGUUGUGUUUGUACAUUGAGGAAUGUAUUGUUUGUAAGCUUAAACUGCUAUUAGUUGAUUCCCAUGGUUGUGAUCUACAAGCAGCUUAUGCCAUUUUUUAGGGCCUCCCCCAUGAA